This is a messenger RNA of Triticum turgidum subsp. durum (durum wheat), 1431 nucleotides long. NCBI's taxonomy places the organism in Eukaryota, Viridiplantae, Streptophyta, Magnoliopsida, Poales, Poaceae. The record is from the annotation of a GenBank genome assembly.
AUGGCCAAAUGCUACUCCGACUGGCCUCCCCUCCCCCCUCUCCAUCCAUCGAGAAGAUCGUCGCCCAACACCUCCCUCUGCACGAUCAAGCGGCAGCUCGCGUCCUUCGUCCUGCACUGCUCCCGCUCCUGCGCUUCCCCCGUUCUUGAGCCCAAGAAUUUGCCCGGGGAGCUCCAUGUUCUUUCCGCUCCGGCGUCGCCGGCCAAGGCGGCGCCGGUGCCUACGCUUCCGGAUGCUGCGAAGCUCGGCAUCUCCAACAAGUUCAUCCGGGGCCUCUACCGCGCCGUGAUGGCGGCGUUCGGGGCGCUGGGCGAGCCGGACACGGUGGCCUCGCUGUUCAAGCAGUACAGGUCUCGGAAAUGGUACCCCUCCGAGACCUGCCUCGAGACGUACACCAUCGCCUGCGACGCGCUGGGGCGGGCAGGCAGAGCCCUGGACGCGCUCAAGUGCCUGCGGGAGAUGGAGGCAGACGGCAUCUCGCCGGACGCCGCGAUCUACUCCACGGUCAUCGGCUCUCUGGCGGACGCCCGAGAGACGGCGUCGUCGGAGGACGUGUACCACGAGGCAUGGAAGAAGGGGAUGCUGCGAGAUCCAGACAUGUUCCUGAAGGUGAUCAUCAUGCAAGUCGAGACCGGGCUACUGGAGGACACGCUCGGCGUGGCCAAGGACAUGAGGGAGAUCGGCCUGAGGGUCACCGACUGCGUCAUGUCCACAAUCGUCAACGGCUUCGUGAAGAGGAGAGGCCUCAAGCCAGCCAUCAGAGCGUAUGACAAGCUGGUCGCCAUGGGGUGCGAGCCCGGCCAGGUCACGUACGCGUCGGCGAUCAACGUGUACUGCCGGCUGGGGCGGAGCGACAGGGCGGAGUCCGUCUUCUCGGAGAUGAUCGACCGGGGCUUCGACAAGUGCGUGGUGGCGUACGGCAACAUGAUCUCCAUGUACGGGCAGAUCAGGAGGGCCUCGGACGCCACGAGGCUGCUGGCGCUGAUGAAGCAGAAGGGGUGCGAACCCAACGUGUGGGUGUACAACUCGCUCCUGGACAUGCGCGGCAAGCUCGGGGACUCGAGGCAGGCCGAGAAGAUCUGGAAGGAGAUGAUGCGGCGCAAGGUGCAGCCCGACCGGGUGAGCUACACGGCCAUCGUCGGCGCGUUCAACCGGUCGGGGGAGCUGGACCGGUGCAUGGACUACUACCAGGAGUUCAGGGAGACGGGAGGGACGGUGGACAAGACCCUGGCCGGCCUCAUGGUGGGGGUGUUCUGCAAGACCAGCCGGUUCAACGACCUCAUCCAGCUGCUGAGGGACAUGAAGCUGCAGGACACCAAGCUGGACAGGAGGCUGUACAUGAUCGUCCUCAACAGCCUCCGAGAAGCCGGGCUGGAGGUUCAUGUCAGGUGGCUCCAGGAUUACUUCAAUUCCGUGGAGGAGAAAACCUGA